Molecule: messenger RNA, 1986 nt
Organism: Penicillium arizonense
Lineage: Eukaryota; Fungi; Ascomycota; Eurotiomycetes; Eurotiales; Aspergillaceae
Exons: 8
Coding region: 1-1986 (661 amino acids)
Source: RefSeq, a predicted model, not a curated record
AUGGAGCAGUUUAUUAAACGGUUGGGGUUGUUCCUAACCUUCUCCAUCGCGGCAUUCAUUGGCCUGUUCGCAGCGCCAGUAGUGUCAAGGUCAGCGCAUGGUAGAGUUACGGAGCUUAAUGGCAUACCGUAUUAUGUUGGUGAUGUUGCAGUAUCUCAGAUGCUGGAUCUGCCAGCCUCCAUCUUGAACGAGGUAGACCAAGGUGAUGUCGACGUAUUCCCAUUGACAAUCAUCUCGAGCAAGGCAUAUAUUUUCAAUGGCAUCGAGCUGAACAAAACGAUCUCCGACUUUGUGCGCGGAGAUGACGUUUUUAGUCCUGCAUUUCUCAAAGUGACCUACAUCUCCUACGAGGGGAAGAAACACAACCCUUCAAUUGAAAAACACUCAAUUCAUCUAGAAUUGGAAGGAAAGAAGGAUGCAAACAUUGUUGUCUCGCCAGAGUACUCUCACGGCGGAGGUGCAGCGACAGCGCGCCUCACAAAGAACCUCCCAAAGGGCCCCUACUUUGUGUCCACAAAGACUGGUAAAAUUUUCAAGGCUUAUCGUCUGUACGAAGAUAGCAAUUUGGCCUUCCUGGAACCCGCUAUCAGCGACGAAGAAGGUGGGUUUUUGCGCCUAAUGGCUACGUCGGGGAGUGUGCUUGGACACAGCGUAGCUGUGCCCUCGAGAUUAUACUUUACACCGACUCCUGAGAAACCUCUGGCUGGCCUGCGCCUCGGUGUCAAAGAUAUUUAUCACGUCAAGGGUAUUGCUACUAGUGGUGGGAACCGAGCGUACUACUCGCUUUACGGCACCCAAAAUGCAACUGGGAGUGCUAUUCAAAGACUCAUCGACCAAGGUGCUCUCUUUGUCGGAAAGAUGGGUACUGUUCAAUUUGCCAACGGAGACGAACCAACGGCUGACUGGGUUGACUUUCACUGCCCAUUCAAUGCCCGAGGAGACGGCUAUCUAGACCCCAGUGGCUCAUCAACCGGUCCGGGCGCCGGAAUGGGUGCAUAUGAGUGGCUGGAUAUUGCCGUUGGAAGCGACACAGGCGGCUCGAUGCGCGGACCAGCGGGCGCCAACGGUCUCUUCGGAAAUCGCCCAACUGUCGGAGCUAUUGGUCUGGAUCACGUUAUUCCUCUCUGCUCCGGACUUGACACUGCAGGCGUUUUUGCUCGCAGUGCAGAGCUAUGGUCUCGGGUCGCUCAUGCGUGGUACAAGGAUUUCAUCGCCUACCAUUCCUAUCCGAAGACUCUUUGGUACCCAGAGACAUCUUUCACACCGGAGGCAAUCAACAACAGCCAUGCGUCAGCCCUUAUCGAGAAGUUCGUGACCAACGUUGAGGAUUUCUUGGGAGUCACCCGCACCCGAGUGAACUUGGAUGCUGCUUGGAACGCGACUCGACCUGCAAAUGCCACCUCGACUUUGGAAGAUAUGCUUCACUAUACAUAUGGAACCCUCGUCACCGUCUACCAAUGGCUUAAUCUAGGCAAACCCUUCUUCGACGAUUACUCCGAAGAGCACGACGGCCGAACGCCUUAUAUUAACCCAAAUCCCCUGUUGCGAUGGCACUUGGGUCAACAGUCCGGAUCAUCUGGAUUUGACGUGGCCUGGCACAAUAAGACCCUUUUCCACGAUUGGUGGAACGCGGCUGAGGGAUUCGGAGCUCCCGAUAAUGAGACUUGCUCCAAGGCAAUCUACCUCUAUCCUAAUAGCUAUGGAUCGAUCAGAUACCGUGAUGAAUAUACUAGCGGCCCACUGGCCCCGUACUGGGGGAUGAGCGAUAGCAAUAUCGCCGUAUUUGCAGGAGUUCCGGAUCUGGUUGUUCCAAUUGGCGAGGUCCCAUACAACAGCACGAAGAGCGGAAAGACCGAGUAUACGCCAGUCACAGUGAGUUUGGUUGCGGCUCGCGGCUGUGAUCUUAUGGUUGCAAAUAUGGUCAAAGAGAUGGAGGCUCGUGGAAUCUUAAAGCCUGUUGCAACCGGGCCUAGACUGUAUCCGUGA